Erythranthe guttata (spotted monkey flower) is the source of this 2133-nucleotide messenger RNA. Lineage: Eukaryota; Viridiplantae; Streptophyta; Magnoliopsida; Lamiales; Phrymaceae. The record is from RefSeq and is a predicted model, not a curated record.
AUGGCGAAAUCAAUCAUCAUCGUUUCUUUUUUCAUCAUCUAUUCUCUUGCCCUAUAUAGUCCAGCAACAUGUUUUAGAAGUAACUUAACAGAUUUUCUUUCAUUGCUGGCUUUAAGAAGCAUCGAUGUCGAUCCAAAUGGAGCUCUAAACUCAUGGAAUCAAAUGACAAGCUUUUGCACGUGGAACGGAGCCGCAUGCGGUCGCAGGUACCCGAAUAGAGUUGUUGCCAUAAAGUUGGAUUCUCAAGGCUUGAUUGGAUCACUCUCAUCUCAUAAAGGUAAUCUCUCAUUCCUUAGAGUAAUAAAUCUCGGAAAUAAUAUGUUCAAUGGCCGAAUUCCUCAAGUAAUCGGUCUUUUAAGAGGACUAGAGUAUAUAGAGUUUAGCAACAAUUCUUUCAUGGGAACAAUAAUGCCCGAAAAUAUUACCCAAUGGAAGAAUCUAGUUUAUCUUAAUUUGAUCGACAACAAUCUCUCCGGGCCCAUACCUUCGGAGCUUCGUUUUUUGGAGAAACUAGAAGCUCUAGGCUUGAGUGAGAACAAAAUUUCCGGGCCUAUCCCUCACUAUAUAGGAAACCUAACAUCUGUUAUACGAUUUUCUUUAAGGUCUUGCGACUUCAACGGAAAAAUUCCGGAUUUCCCAGCUUUUGAUUUUAGUGGUCUUCAUGGAUCCAUACCCUCUACUAUAGGCCUGACUCUCCCUAAUUUGAGUUUUCUUAGUUUGGGGAGGAAUCAAUUUAGUGGGAGGGUUCAGAUUUCAAUAUCGAACGCUUCUUCACUUGAAUCGUUGGUAUUAUCAUUCAAUGAUUUUCCCGGGCCAAUGCCAAUAUUCGGAGGUCUUUCGCGGUUUAGUUCCUUAUACGAUGCAGAAACCUUAGUUGAAGAUGAUUUUAGUUUCAUUUCAUCGCUCACGAAUUGCACAAACCUACGUGCUUUUGAUCUUUCUAGCCCAUUCAUUAGUGGUCAAAUCCCAGAAAGCAUCGGAAAUAUUACCGUUAACCUUGCUGCUAUAAGGAUUAGUGAUACACAACUACGAGGAAAAAUUCCAUCCGGUAUCGGAAACCUCGUUAGUCUCACUUACUUGUAUCUUGUUAACCAUCAUCUCGGUUCGAUUCCAUCUCAAGUUGGAUCUUUGUCGAGCCUAGUUAUGUUAGAUUUCUCCAACAACAGAUUGUCUGGACUUAUUCCGAACUCUUUAGCAACGUGCAUUAGCUUGGAACGACUUUACCUAGAGGCAACGGGUGGAUUCACCGAGACUAGCCUAGUAGGCGCCGGGAGUUUUGGAUAUGCUUACAAAGGUGUACUUGAUGACGAGGUGAUGGUUAUAGCCGUGAAAGUGCUUAAUCUUGUUGUUAAAGGAGCCUCCAAGAGCUUCUUGGCGGAAUACAAUGCCUUGAGAGGUAUCAGAAAUAUCAUGAAAAUAUUGAGUGUUUGUGAGAGCAUAGACUUCCAAGGAAACGAUUUCAAAGCAUUGGUUUAUGAAUUUAAGACUAACGGGAGUUUGGACAAAUGGUUGUACUUCAACGGCGAACAAGAAGAGGAAUCUGAUGCACAACUUAGAAAUCUUGAUUUGAUCGAGAGGCUCGAUAUCGCUAUCGAUGUUGCUCAUGCACUGGAGUAUCUCCAUUCCGGUAGUGGUUUGAUAAUUGUUCAUGGCGAUUUGAAGCCGAGUAAUAUUCUUUUAGAUGAAGAUAUGACUGCCUGUGUUGGUGAUUUCGGAUUGUCCAAUAUUGUUUCGAGUGUACUUCCACCGCAAUUGGGAUCUAGGGUACAAUCGGCUAUGUCCCUCAAGUAUGGGAUGAGUAACGUGAUCUCGACAGAGAAGGAUGUGUAUAGCUACGGCAUCCUCGUAUUGGAGAUGUUCACAAAUAAAAGGCCAACGGACGAUUCGUUCAUGGAUCAUGUCAAUCUUCACAAUUUUGUGGAUUCUACGUUGCCGGAUCAUGUGAUGGAAAUAUUGGAUCCCCAAGUUCAAAUAGGCCCUCGCCAGAAUAACAAUAUGUUCGAGGAUCGCAUGUCUUGCAUUCUUAAUAUUGGAGUGUCGUGUUCAAAUGAAAUGCCGAGAGACAGGAUUUCUAUGUCGGAUGUCGUUAGUGAAUUGAGUCUGUUUCAAAAAGAAUUAUCUAUAGCUAGUUGA